AUGCCCUCACCUCGUCUCCCAAGAAAUCUUGUAUGUGCGAUAUUCAUUGGAACAAUUGCUGUCUUCGUUCGAGGCCAGGAAGAAGAAGGAUGGGUUCCUUUCAAUGGAUAUCUAUAUGGGUUCUUCGACUAUCAAGCUACAUUCUCUGAAGCUGAAGACAUUUGUGUUCAUUACGGAGGUCAUUUGGUUUCGAUACACAGCGACGAGGAAAAUGAAUUCGUACACUCGAUGACAAAUCCACUAAAAGCAUCCAAUAUUUGCGAGAGGGUCUGGAUUGGCGCGAAGAGAAAAUCAAGAAAUUCCAACAAAUGGACAUGGACCGACGGCAGCGCAUUCGACUAUUCGAACUGGCAUAAAGGGGAACCGAAUAACUCCAGAGGCAACGAGGGUUGCGUAGAGUUCUUUAUCGAGAAAACCAGUGGAUUUCCCGAAAAAUCUUGGAACGACAUUCCAUGCGGUAGAUAUUUGUUCUAUUUCAUUUGUAAAAUACCUGCUUAA
Messenger RNA from Necator americanus (New World hookworm), 498 nucleotides. RefSeq lists its product as uncharacterized. Gene Ontology annotation, molecular function: signaling receptor activity. NCBI's taxonomy places the organism in Eukaryota, Metazoa, Nematoda, Chromadorea, Rhabditida, Ancylostomatidae. Bases 1 to 498 code for a protein of 165 amino acids. The transcript is spliced from 4 exons. The record is from RefSeq and is a predicted model, not a curated record.